Messenger RNA from Syngnathus acus (greater pipefish), 886 nucleotides. It is a transcript of the gene pin1, whose product is annotated as peptidylprolyl cis/trans isomerase, NIMA-interacting 1. The record is from RefSeq and is a predicted model, not a curated record. Bases 125 to 598 code for a protein of 157 amino acids. Gene Ontology annotation, molecular function: peptidyl-prolyl cis-trans isomerase activity; protein binding. Gene Ontology annotation, cellular component: cytosol; nucleus. The transcript has 5 exons. Lineage: Eukaryota; Metazoa; Chordata; Actinopteri; Syngnathiformes; Syngnathidae.
CGAGAGCCGUAAAUACGUCGGUGAUUGUCGCAAAGUGUUGUAGUCGCCCUCGCACACGAUUUCUCUCUCCAUUUGGAUUUGUCACUUUUGGGGAGGAAAACCUGUGACGGUAUAGUGAGUAACAAUGGCAGACGAAGACGCGUUACCAGGGGGCUGGGAGAAGAGAAUGAGCCGCAACUCAGGCAAGGUGUAUUACUUCAACCGCGUGACCAACGCCAGCCAGUGGGAACGACCCGCAGCGGGAGACUCCCGUGGAGAGCCAGAUAAGGUGCGCUGCUCACACCUCCUGGUCAAGCACAACCAGUCCCGCCGGCCGUCUUCCUGGCGGGAGCAGAACAUCACGCGCUCCAAAGACGAGGCCGUCGAGCUGAUUCAGAACUAUAUCGAGCGGAUCAAGUCGGAAGAGGACAAGUUUGAGAACUUGGCCUCCCAAUUCAGCGAUUGCAGUUCAGCCAAAAGCGGCGGAGACUUGGGACUCUUUGGCAGAGGUCAAAUGCAGAAACCUUUCGAAGACGCCUCUUUUGCACUCAAGAUCGGAGAGAUGAGCGGUCCCGUUUUUACCGACUCUGGGGUGCACAUCAUCGUGCGCACUGGCUGACCACACACACACACACACCAUGCACCCAUCAGUCUUUGUCACAAUGGUGCAAAGACGUAACGCCGAUCUAAUAUUUGACAACAAACAUACGCAAUGUAACAGAUUAUCACGCAGAUGAUUGAAAGUGCAUGUCACACAAGAAAAAGCCCGUCCUGCACUUUUUCUCCUCCGGAAAACCAAAAAAACGCAAUUCCAUUGCCCUCCUGUUCCUGCAUAGCAAAAAAUGACUGCUUUUAAAACAUUCGUUAUCCAUCUGAGCUGUCAAAAUAAAAGUCCUCUCUUUUUUUU